CCGAUUUUGACCAUCUGUCUGUCCAUGCCAUAGCAUACACUAUCCAUGCCUAAUUAUGGGCCUCGGGUCUAUAUUCAAGAGGUCACUUUCAGUGACCCAGCCGGACGAUGAUGGCAUCACCGUCAAGCUCAUGAUGCCGAAUAAUGGACAGGUCAUUGUCGCUCCGCAUUCAACCUCGGUGUACAAGGAGGAUGCCCAGGGAUGUCACAAUGAGGCAUACUCGGAAAUGACCACGUUCCAUGGCGAAGCUGAGAUCACGUUGCCUCCUGGAACGGGCAAGAGGCUAGUCAAGGGGAUCAGAGCAGUCAUGAGAGCCUUCUCUACGAUUGACUUUGGAGGAGACCGAGGCGUAGAAACGGAUCUGUUUUACGAAAACGAGGUGAGGCCAGACAUACCGAGUGAAAAUCUGGUAUUAGAGGAAGGAGUGAAUCAUGCGUUCCUUACAUUUGAAUACUGUGCCUUGUUCCCCGCUACCGACACCUUUGUCCAAUGCCCAUCCGUGACAUGGGUGCUUUACGUCCAAUUCAUCGGGAUACGUCCCACAGAUGAGCAACUGGAUCUGCCUAGUCACCUGUCUCUGAAUGCCUAUGGGCAGAUCGACCGUACGACCCCUUUCCCAGCUGUCGAUGAAGCGGUCGCGCCUUUGGCCAGGACAGUUACCGGCAUGGCAUACAUUGAAUUCAUUCAUCAUCCAAGUUUGGACGGCACGGGGAACAGAUUAGACGACCGGGGGACAGCUUUUGCCCCCGAGAUUGGCGUAGUUGAGACCAUGUGCGCAUCCAACGACUUUACCGUUGCUGGUCCUUUCACCGCCAAAAUACAAGUGACAGGCGCCUCUGAUAAGGUCAGUUUCUAUGCGGCACGUUUGUCUGUACUACAGACCGUGGUCUGUCAUUCCCCGAAGGAUCAGGAAAAAGUCAAGUCGGAGCAGAUUGUGCGCUUCGCCGAACAUGGCGAAACAGACUCGGAACAGCCUCUAUGGAAGGGUACAGAAGCGAAGGAUGAUGUUGACCGCAAUUGGUCUCUUGAGAUGAGCGGGAGAUUCCCCCAUUCAUCCCAAAUUCGACCAUCCACGUUACCAGGAAUAUCUACACCUGUCAGCGUGGUUCACUACCUCGUAUACGACUUGUUCUUCACUGUCAUCGGACGCGACGGAUAUGGCAAGCCGUAUGAUGGACCGGGUAAGAUGCAAAGGUUUCGACGAAGAUCCCGUGUCGUCAUACCGCACUGCGCUCUCACGUCCGGCCGAGACUCUCUUCCUACCUACGAAGAUCUCACAUCGCAAACCAUUCUCUCAACCUAUCGGGACGAAGUUUGUCCCUCAUGCCAUCGUCUUGCAUCCCAGGUCAUCUGCAGGACUUGCGAGGGAAGGGUCAUACCUCACACGAAGCUGGAAGCUGGAACUGGCCCUGAUGACCCCUGUCCAGACUGUAGAGAUAAGAAGCUCAAGCCGAAGCCCGCAACGGACCAUUAUUCUCAAGGACAUUGUGCCUGUACCGAGUGGUGCAAGAAGUACCGUAAUCCGGAUCAAAAUGACGUCCGGGAGUUCACUGAGCAGGUGACGGAUGUGGAGGAGAAGAAGGAUCGAACCUUUGCCUCCAAGAUCCAGGACGAAUGGGACUCAACGAUGCCUAAUGGCAAGCGAAAUUAAGGGGGACUGUGUCAUUCAUGCCACCUUCGCCUCGCUGUAUGUACUACUACAAUGGUCGAUUGUUCUUGCUGUGUGUGUGUGCUCAACUCGAGGCUUGAUGGAGCUCCCUCAAAACCUCGUCAGCACUUGUAGAUCUACGUUGUUGUAUAGUUGCCCCGCAUGCAUUGCAUUGUUGCUGUC
Messenger RNA from Kockovaella imperatae, 1831 nucleotides. RefSeq lists its product as hypothetical. The transcript is spliced from 6 exons. The coding region runs from base 56 to 1651 and encodes 531 amino acids. The record is from RefSeq and is a predicted model, not a curated record. Lineage: Eukaryota; Fungi; Basidiomycota; Tremellomycetes; Tremellales; Cuniculitremaceae.